Messenger RNA from Hipposideros armiger (great roundleaf bat), 1904 nucleotides. It is a transcript of the gene TCEA2, whose product is annotated as transcription elongation factor A2. Gene Ontology annotation, biological process: transcription elongation by RNA polymerase II; DNA-templated transcription. Lineage: Eukaryota; Metazoa; Chordata; Mammalia; Chiroptera; Hipposideridae. The record is from RefSeq and is a predicted model, not a curated record. The transcript has 10 exons. Gene Ontology annotation, cellular component: nucleus. The coding region runs from base 890 to 1735 and encodes 281 amino acids. Gene Ontology annotation, molecular function: zinc ion binding; nucleic acid binding.
GCCGAGCCCCCACCGAGCCUGCCGAGCCCCCGUCAGGGCCGGGGAGGCCACCCGGGGUGCAGAACGAGACCCCCGCCCCGGCAGAGACUCCCGGGACGCGGGGAGACCCCGCUGGUGGCAGAGAACCCUGCCCCGGGCCAGCCCUGGCCUUCAUCCCCGCACCUACGGCAGAGGCCGCGACCCGGCCUGGACCUUGUCCCGGCAACUUGUCUCUGGACUCAGACCCCGACUGCCAGGCUGAUACCCCGCGGACCUGGGAUCCGCCCCCUUCCCUGUCCCCUAACUUCAAACCCCUCCGGGGGCCGGGCCAGCGGAGACCUUCCUCGGCCCCGCCCCUCCAGGCCUUGCGACGCCCCAGCCCGUUCAGCCCUUUCUUGCUGGCCCGCUCGCCCCGGUGCCUCCCUGCUUCCCUUGCUGGGCACCCUCCGGGCAUCGCCCCAUCACCUCCCCGCCCCGGGUCUCCCGCACCCGUGCUCUGCCUGCGAGAGUUCGGGGUGUGAGAUGGGCCCGCUUUUCCCCUGGAGCCUCAGCCUCCCCUGCCGCUGCCGGGCCUGGGCCGCGUCAUCCCCGUCACAAGCAGGCAGAGGCCUUUACAGGUCGUCAGGCCCUUUUCCUUCUCUGUCGCAGCCCAUAAGAACCGGGUUUCUUAAUAAAUCAUCUCCCUUCUUUAGCCAGGACUCAGCUAGCAGCAACUGGGGAGCGGGUAGCUAGGCAGGGACCCUGGGGAAAGACCCCUAGGCAGUCGGGCGAGACCCCGGCGGGCUGUGCCUGCUGUGCCGCAAGCGAGCCUCUGGAGGUCGCUGUGCCCCGGUCUCUGAGGGGCCAGCCAGAUGGGGCUCCAGUUCCAGUCCCCCUCCGCUCCCAGACCUUGGCAACUGCGCACACUCAAAUGGAAGCAUCCUUGGAGGGAGCCAUGGACCUGCUGCGGGAGCUCAAGGCCAUGCCCGUCACACUGCACCUGCUGCAGUCCACCCGUGUCGGCAUGUCCGUCAACGCCCUGCGGAAGCAGAGCUCUGACGAGGAGGUCAUCACACUGGCCAAGUCACUCAUCAAGUCCUGGAAGAAGCUUCUGGAUGCUUCAGAUGCUAAAGCCAGGGAACGGCGGAGGAGCGAGCCCCUGCCCACGUCAUCCUCCAAGGAGGCCUCCGAGGCCAAGGAUCCCAGCCGCAAGAGGCCAGAGCUGCCAAGGACACUGUCGACCCCAAGGAUGACCACGUUCCCUCCAGUGCCGGUCACCUGUGACGCUGUGCGUGACAAGUGCCGUGAGAUGCUGACCGCCGCCCUGCGGACGGACCGUGACCACGUGGCCAUCGGUGCAGACUGCGAGCACCUGUCCGCCCAGAUUGAGGAAUGCAUCUUCCGGGAUGUGGGGAACACGGACAUGAAGUACAAGAACCGCGUGCGCAGCCGUAUCUCUAACCUCAAGGAUGCCAAGAACCCCGACCUGCGGCGGAACGUGCUGUGCGGCGCCAUAACGCCCCAGCAGAUCGCCGUGAUGACGUCGGAGGAGAUGGCCAGCGACGAGCUGAAGGAGAUCCGCAAGGCCAUGACCAAGGAGGCCAUCCGUGAGCACCAGAUGGCCCGCACGGGUGGCACACAGACAGAUCUGUUCACCUGUGGGAAGUGCAGGAAGAAGAACUGCACCUACACGCAGGUGCAGACGCGCAGCUCUGAUGAGCCCAUGACCACUUUUGUUGUCUGCAACGAGUGUGGAAACCGCUGGAAGUUCUGCUGAGCCCUUGUGUAGCGUGGGCCGUGGUCAGCACUAGCCAUCGCCCUCCUCGCGUCCUCUGGACAGACACAGCUUCUCGAGACCCGCCCUGUGCCCUCCACACCUCCCCCAGAGGGCAGCAUGCCCUGCAACCCCCCCUCAACCCCCUGGUCUGUACUGCACCUUUCUCCCU